Molecule: messenger RNA, 1938 nt
Organism: Pseudozyma flocculosa PF-1
Lineage: Eukaryota; Fungi; Basidiomycota; Ustilaginomycetes; Ustilaginales; Ustilaginaceae
Exons: 5
Coding region: 1-1938 (645 amino acids)
Biological process (GO): tRNA splicing, via endonucleolytic cleavage and ligation
Cellular component (GO): mRNA cleavage factor complex; nucleus
Molecular function (GO): polynucleotide 5'-hydroxyl-kinase activity
Source: RefSeq, a predicted model, not a curated record
AUGGCCGACCCGUCCUCGUCCUCCGGCGCCGGCGCCGGCCCGUCGAUACGGCGCGUGACGCUGCCACCCCGAUCCGAGUACCGCUUCGAGCUCGAGCCCCAUGAGCGCCUCUCGAUCCGCCUGCUGCCCAACGCCGGCGACGCCGAAAUCUUUGGCGCUGAGCUGGUCGGCAGCACCCAGGAGCGCUGGUACCCGUUCGGCGACGAGGCCAAGGCGGCCGUCUCGACGUGGAACGGCGCUCAGAUCGACAUCGCCGGCAGCGCCACCACCGAGUACCUCGCCGACGAGCCCUCGCCCACCUACACGUCCUACUCCAACCUCCAUCUCUACCUCGAAAAGGCCAGGAUACAGGCGAGGCAGGCGCUCCGCCAGGAUCCCAAGCUCCUCACCGCCCUCGUGUCGGCCGGCUCGGACCCUUCCUACAUCGCGCCCAGGGCCACAGACGAGGACCCGGGCGCGGCGGGCGGCAACCACGGCGGCUCGUCGGCCGCUGCCGCCUCCAAUGCGAGCUCGACGAGCGCCUAUCGGCCAGAGGGCCAGGGACCGCGCGUCAUGGUUCUGGGCCCCGAGUCGGCAGGCAAGACGAGCCUGAUCAAGUUCCUCUCCAACUACGCGCUCCGCUCACCCGUCGUCGCUAGCCUGGGCAAGGGAGAGGCGGGCAAGGUGGCCGAGUCGCUGCGCAAGGGCGGCGACGGCAUCGUCUACCCGGACGCCAUCGACGACGAGACCGAGGAGAGCAAAAAGAAGCGCAAGCUCGAAGAGAGCCAGAGCGAAAUCACCGGCUGGUGGCCCGUCGUCGUCAACCUCGACCCGAGCGAGGGCGCCUCGCCGCUACCCUGCUGCCUCUCUGCUCUCCCGCUCUCGCCGCUGCCAUUGGCCUCGCUGCCGUCGCCGUCGCCCGCAUUCCCGCUCGGCACGAGCACGCCGACGACGGGUGCCAUCCCGCCGGGUCCCUCGACGGCCCACGGCGUCGCGCCGCUCUCGCUGUGGCUCGGUAAGGAGAGCGUGCGCGAAAACGAGAGGCACUUUCGGCGCGUCGUCGACUGGCUCGUCGAGGGCGUCGAGAGGAGGCUCGCCAGGGACUUUCGCAGCCGCAUGUCCGGCCUGCUCAUCGACACGCCGGGCGUCAUCACCGCCGACGCGCGGUCGAGGUACGCCUUCAUCCAACACUGCGUCAAGGCAUUCAAGGUCGACACAAUCGUCAUUCUGGGCCACGAAAAGCUCAACAUCGAAAUGACACGCAUGUUUGGCAGCGGCGCCGCCCCCUCGCGCGUACCGGGCACCGACGGCAUCCCGCUCCCGCGGGUCAAUGUGAUCAAGCUGCCCAAGUCUGGCGGCGUCGUGGACCUCGACGAUACGUACAAGCAGCGGCUGCGCGCGCUCCAGGUGCGAAACUACUUUUACGGCGGCUCCGCAGCACCCUCGAGCAAGUCGGGCGGCGGCGGUGGUGGUGAUGGCAGCACGACGGGCGGGACGGGGCUGCCGCAGGCUGCGCUGCCUGGCCAUGCCGACCCGCUGGGCGGCCUGCCGUCCCUAAGCCCGUUUUCGACGACGAUCCCCUUUGACCUCCUCGAGGUGUACCGCGUUGGACAAGAGGCGAUGGCGCCCUCUUCGGCGCUGCCCAUCGGUGCACAACGGACCGUGACGCAGACGCAGCUCGUCAAGCUGGACCCGACCAACUCGGCAGCGGACCAGUCGUCGCUCCUCAACUCGGUGCUGGCGCUGGUGCAGCCGCCACGCGGUGGCGGAGGGGCGGGCCAGCCGGACUCGAUUCAGGAGCCCGACGACGACGAGAUCCUGGGCGCGCCCAUUCUCGGCUUUGUGCAUGUCGCCGACAUCGAUACGGUGCGCAAGAAAAUUACCGUCCUCAGCCCCAUGGCGGGUCGGCUGCCGAGCAAGACGGCCAUCCUUGGCUCGCUCGAUUGGCACGACGUCUAG